AUGGCCAGCACAGUUGGACAGACUAUCACUUGCAAGGCUGCUAUUGCCUGGGGUGCUGCUGAGCCCCUGUCAAUUGAGGAUGUCGAGGUUGCCCCUCCCAAGGCGCAUGAGGUGCGCAUUCAGAUUCACCACACUGGUGUCUGCCACACAGAUGCCUACACUCUCUCGGGUAAGGAUCCGGAGGGCGCAUUCCCGAUCGUCCUGGGACAUGAGGGUGCCGGUGUCGUUGAAUCGGUCGGUGAGGGUGUGACCUCGGUCAAGCCUGGCGACUAUGUUGUCGCUCUCUACACCCCCGAAUGCCGUGAAUGUAAAUUCUGCAAGUCUGGCAAGACCAACCUCUGUGGCAAGAUCCGUGCCACCCAGGGUAAGGGUGUGAUGCCCGACGGCACCUCUCGCUUCAAGGCCCGUGGCAAGGACAUCCUCCACUUCAUGGGCACCUCGACCUUCUCUCAGUACACCGUUGUGGCCGACAUCUCAGUUGUGGCAGUGACCCCCAAGAUCUCCACCGACCGCUCGUGCCUGCUGGGCUGCGGUAUCACCACCGGCUACGGAGCUGCCGUAGUCACGGCCGGUGUAGAGGAGGGCUCCAACGUGGCCGUGUUCGGCGCGGGUUGCGUUGGACUGUCGGUGAUGCAGGGUGCAGUGAAGAACAAGGCUGGCAAGAUCAUUGCUGUCGACGUCAACGACGGCAAGGAGGCGUGGGCUCGCAAGUUCGGUGCCACUGACUUUGUCAACCCCACCAAGCUCUCUGGCCAGAGCAUCCAGGAACGCCUGAUCGAGAUGACCGACGGUGGCUGCGACUACACCUUCGACUGCACCGGCAACGUCGGUGUCAUGCGUGCGGCCCUCGAGGCCUGCCACAAGGGCUGGGGUGAGAGUAUCGUCAUUGGUGUCGCAGCCGCAGGCCAGGAAAUCUCCACUCGACCAUUCCAACUGGUGACGGGUCGUGUGUGGAAGGGAUGUGCGUUCGGUGGCAUCAAGGGCCGCUCGCAACUGCCGGGCCUGGUGGACGACUACCUGAAUGGCGAGCUCAAGGUGGAUGAGUUCAUCACCCACCGCCAGCCGCUGGAUGCAAUCAACAGCGCCUUCGAGCAGAUGAAGCAGGGCGACUGCGUGCGCUGCGUUGUGGAUAUGAAAUAG
Penicillium alfredii is the source of this 1140-nucleotide messenger RNA. RefSeq names its product bifunctional alcohol dehydrogenase/S-(hydroxymethyl)glutathione dehydrogenase. The record is from RefSeq and is a predicted model, not a curated record. Gene Ontology annotation, molecular function: zinc ion binding; S-(hydroxymethyl)glutathione dehydrogenase [NAD(P)+] activity. The coding region runs from base 1 to 1140 and encodes 379 amino acids. The transcript is spliced from 6 exons. Gene Ontology annotation, cellular component: cytosol. Gene Ontology annotation, biological process: formaldehyde catabolic process. NCBI's taxonomy places the organism in Eukaryota, Fungi, Ascomycota, Eurotiomycetes, Eurotiales, Aspergillaceae.